GUGCACCGCGUGUGGUGUUAAACAGGCACAGCCGGCACAGCUCCUUCUCCCGCUGGGGAGGGAUUCUCUCCGCAGCAGAGCUCGCCCUUGCAGGCUCCGGUUGCACAGCCGGGCAGCAGCCGGGGAUGCAGAUCCGCCGGAUGCGUCCGGAGACAUCCCCGCCUCGCAGCGCAUCUGGUAAGACCGCAGCACAUCUGUUUCCCAGGAUGUUGGGGGCUGUGAGCACCACUCGUGCUCCUGAAGGAUCGCCCUGCUGAGCCGGGGCGGCAGCCUGAGUCAGCGCCAGCACAGCCGGUUCUGCCGGACUGGACCACGCUGGGGCAGGUGGGGGAUGUCCCGGGCCAUGCAGUGCCAGGGCUGCCUGCCCUGGAGCAGCUGGGCGCAGCUGCCGCGGCGCCUGGCAGGGAGCGCGGGGACCCGCAGCGUGUCUGUGUGCGCUGCUGCCGUGCCAGGUCCUGCAGGCAGGUGUUUCCUCAGGAAGCUCCUCCGCACAAGCAGCAUCUCCCUCCCCAGGAGCUGUGUUCGCUCUCUCCAGGGAGACUCCCAGGAGAGCUCUGCCCAGCCCGGCUCCUCUCGCCAUGGUCAGUCCCAGCUGAGGAACGUGGCCUCUUCUGGUGCCAUCAGGAAGCACCAGAAAAGCCUGUCUGCGUGGUUCAGCCACCAGCCCAAUGAGGAGAGGCAGUUCGGCCCUUCCUUCUCGCUGGAUGCCGUUCACGUGGACCCAGUGAUCCGGGAGAGCUCCCUGGAGGAGAUUCUGAAGCCCUCCCCUGAUUUAACCAUCCAGAACCAGCUCCAGCAGCCCCGUAGGAAGGUCAUCAGCCUCCACAACCUCUUUGACGUGGAUGCCUGUGGGCGGCAGGUGAAGAACGUGGUGCUCUACGGCACCGUGGGCACGGGCAAGAGCACGCUCAUCAAGAAGAUGGUGGUGGACUGGUGCCACGGCCGCCUGCCCCGCUUCGAGCUGGUCAUCCCCUUCUCCUGCGAGGACCUGUCCCACAGCCACGCCCACGUGUCCCUGCGGCGCCUCAUCACCAAGAAGUACCAGCACCUCCGGGACGUGGUGCCGGUGCUGGAAGCUUCCAACCUCAGGGUGCUCUUCAUCCUCAACGGGCUGGAGCGCCUCAACCUGGACUUCCGCCUGGCUGGCACGGAGCUGUGCUGUGACCCCAACGAGCCCGUGCCUCCCUCUGCCAUCGUGGUCAACCUGCUGCGGAAAUACCUCCUGCCCGAGGCCAGCAUCAUCGUCACCACGCGCCCCUCGGCCGUGCGCCGCAUCCCUGGCAAGUACGUGGGACGCUACGCCGAGAUCUGCGGCUUCUCCGACACCAACCUGCAGAAGCUCUACUUCCAGAUGCGUCUCAGCCAGCCCGGCUGCUCCGGAGAGGAAAGCCAGGACCGCAGCUCGGCCGAGCAGGAGAACCUGGUGGAGAUGUUGUCGAGGAACUUGGAGCGCCACAACCAAAUAACGGCUGCCUGCUUCUUGCCCUCCUACUGCUGGCUGGUGUGCACCACCCUGCACUUCCUCUACUUCACCAGGACGGUUCCUCCCAGCCAGACCCUGACUGGCAUCUACACCAGCUUCCUGAGGCUCAACUUCAGCGGGGAGGUGCUGGACAGCACCGACCCCACCCACAUCUCCAUGAUGAAGUACGUGGCCAAGACAGUGGGCAAGCUGGCCUACGAGGGGGUGAUGUCCCGCAAGACCUGCUUCUCAGAGGAAGACCUGCGGCAGUGCUUCGAGGUGGAGAUGAAGACGGAAAGCGAGCUCAACCUCCUGGAGGUUUUCCGCAGCGACGUCUUCCGCUUCUUCCUCAGCCCGUGCGUGCAGCCGGGCAAGGAGCACACCUUCGUCUUCACCAUCCCCGCCAUGCAGGAGUACCUGGCAGCUCUCUACGUGGUGCUGGGCGAGAAGAAGACCCUGGCCCAGAGACUGGGGAAGGAGCUGUCAGAGGUCAUCGGGAAAGUGAGCGAAGAUGUGGCUGUGGUCGUGAACAUCGUCUCCAAGGUGCUGCCCCUGCGCUUCCUCCCCGUGCUCUUCAACCUGCUCAAGAUCUUCCCUCGCUACUUCUCCCGGGUGAGCGGCAAGGACAGGGAUGCCAUUGCCCACACCAUGGCAGAGGAGCUGUUCAAAGAGGAGGACUACUACAACGACGACGUCUUGGACCAGAUCAACUCCAGCAUCCUGGGUGUGGAGGGCCCCAUGCGCCACCCCGACGAGGCCCCGGAUGACGAGGUCUUCGAGCUCUUCCCCAUUUUCAUGGGCGGGAUCCUGUCCCGCCGCAACCGCGCCAUCCUGGAGCAGCUGGGCUGCUCCAUCAAGAACCUGGCGGCCUUCGAGAUCGCCCAGGCCAUGAAGAAGACGGUGAUCAGGAAGGGCCGCAGGGGCCUGCCCCCCUCCGAGCUCAUGGACUACCUGUUCUUCCUGCACGAGUUCCAGAACGAGCGCUUCACGGCCGAGGCCAUCCGCUCCCUCCGCGCUGUCAACCUCUCCUCCAUCAAGAUGACUCCUCUCAAGUGCUCUGUGCUGGCAUCUGUCAUGAGCACCACGUGUCAUGAGGUGGAGGAGCUGAACCUGACCUCCUGCAACCUGGACAGUGGCAGCUUGAGGAUCCUCUUCCCUGUCCUGCUGCGAUGCAAAGCUCUCCAUCUGCAGCUCAACAGCCUGGGCUCCGACGCCUGCAAGGAGAUCCGUGACCUGCUCCUGCACGACAAGUGUGCGGUGAGCAGCCUGCGGCUGGCCAACAACCCGGUGGGCGAGCAGGGCGCUCGGUACCUGGCCGAGGCGCUGGCCGGCAACCGCUCGCUGACCCAGCUGUCGCUGCUGCACACCGCGCUGGGCGACCCCGGCGCCGAGGCCAUCGCCCGGCACCUGGCCGAGAACCGGCGCCUGCGGGAGCUCAACCUGGGCUACAACUCCCUGACGGACUCGGCGGCCCUGCGCGUGGUGGAGGUGGCCAAAAGGCACGAGACGCUGGACAAAGUGCAUCUCUACUUCAACGACAUCAGCGAGGAUGGCAAGAGGGCACUUGACAGCCUGCGCAUGGACCGGGACGGCGUCAGGGCUCUGGUUUUCCUCACGGCGGGCACCGACGUCUCCGAUUACUGGUCCCACAUCCUGAACGUGGUGCAGAGGAACCUGCCCUUCUGGGACCGCGAGCGGGUCCGGCAGCACCUCGCCCUCCUCCUGCAGGACCUGGAGAGCAGCCGCAGCCAGACUGCCAAUCCCUGGAGGAAAGCCAAAUUCCUGCGAGUCGAGAGCGAGGUCAAGAAAAUGCUGGGGAAACUGCAGGAUGGGAGCCUCUAACCUGCUGCCCAUCCACCAGCCAAGGGUGGAGCGGUGGAGUGUGCCCAGCAGCGCAUUCCCUGCGCCCUUACCCACCUGGAGACGCUGGCUGGAUGGUGCUGUCAAAGGUGCUGGGGGUGCGGGGCUCAGCCUCAUCUGCAGGCGAGGCUGAAGCGUGGGAAUGGGUCAGAAAUCAGGCCAGGAGCAAAUGGGACUUUGUUCUUCUGGGCUUGUGGAAAGCCAGCCCCUGCGCCCCGGCCAGAGCGGUGGCGGGGAGCAGGAUUGGGGCUUGUCUGUGAAUCUUUUGGGAGCAUUAAAGUGCACCUCAUUAAUUCCACUGAA
Molecule: messenger RNA, 3625 nt
Organism: Hirundo rustica (Barn swallow)
Lineage: Eukaryota; Metazoa; Chordata; Aves; Passeriformes; Hirundinidae
Gene: NLRX1
Product: NLR family member X1
Exons: 10
Coding region: 332-3304 (990 amino acids)
Biological process (GO): negative regulation of canonical NF-kappaB signal transduction
Cellular component (GO): mitochondrion
Molecular function (GO): protein binding
Source: RefSeq, a predicted model, not a curated record